AUGUCUGACCAAGAGCUGUCUGCUGCAGAAGAGAAUGGUAAAAUUGUUAGAAAGAAGAACUUUACGGAUAAAGGGGUGGCUCUGCUGCUCGACCUAGCAGAGCCACACAUCAAGCUUUUAACAUCAAAGUUGACAAACACUGUCACCAACAAACUAAAGAAGAGUGUUUGGUAUGAUAUUUCAAGAAAAAUUAAUGCCCAGGGGGUGGAACAGAGAACCUGGAGGGAAAUUAAGUGCAAAUGGCAAGGGCUGACAAGUGGAGCCAAGAAUAAGAUAGCCAAGGAAAAGAGAGAGAAGAGGAAGACCGGAGGUGGACCAGGCCCACGACCGUUAGACCCCGUGUCACAGAAGAUAGUGAGCCUUUUUGGUGACAGCCCAAGCUGA
Messenger RNA from Lineus longissimus, 384 nucleotides. Its product is annotated as nuclear apoptosis-inducing factor 1-like. NCBI's taxonomy places the organism in Eukaryota, Metazoa, Nemertea, Pilidiophora, Heteronemertea, Lineidae. Gene Ontology annotation, cellular component: nucleus. The transcript has a single exon. The record is from RefSeq and is a predicted model, not a curated record. The coding region runs from base 1 to 384 and encodes 127 amino acids.